Drosophila hydei is the source of this 1397-nucleotide messenger RNA. It is a transcript of the gene Fen1, whose product is annotated as flap endonuclease 1. Bases 159 to 1331 code for a protein of 390 amino acids. NCBI's taxonomy places the organism in Eukaryota, Metazoa, Arthropoda, Insecta, Diptera, Drosophilidae. Gene Ontology annotation, cellular component: nucleus. The record is from RefSeq and is a predicted model, not a curated record. Gene Ontology annotation, molecular function: DNA binding; magnesium ion binding; RNA-DNA hybrid ribonuclease activity. The transcript is spliced from 2 exons.
UAUCGAUAUACUUACAAUAUACACUGCAGUUAAUUGACAAUCACAAGAAGACGCGUACACAACAUUUGCAACAAAAAGCGCGCGUAGAGCAUUCGACGUGCGAAAUCAUAUGAAUAAACAAAUCAAGAAACCCUAUCAAAACACAAUAAGCAAUAAUCAUGGGAAUUUUAGGUCUUUCAAAGCUUAUUGCAGACAUGGCGCCACUGGCCAUAAGGGAAAGUGAAAUAAAAAACUUUUUUGGUCGCAAAGUUGCAAUUGAUGCCAGCAUGUGUUUGUAUCAGUUUCUGAUCGCAGUACGAUCGGAGGGCGCGCAACUGGCUACAGUAAAUGGGGAUCCAACCUCACAUCUGAUGGGAAUGUUCUAUCGUACCAUUCGGCUGUUAGACAAUGGCAUAAAGCCGGUCUAUGUCUUCGAUGGAAAGCCGCCAGAUUUGAAAGCCGGCGAACUUGCCAAGCGUGCCGAACGUCGUGAGGAGGCUGAAAAGGCACUCAAACUAGCCACCGAUGCGGGUGAUGAGGCGGAAAUAGAGAAAUUUAAUCGUCGUCUAGUGCGGGUCACAAAGGAACAUUCGAAUGAAGCCAAACAGCUACUGAAGCUCAUGGGCGUUCCAUAUGUGGACGCGCCAUGCGAAGCUGAGGCGCAAUGCGCUGCUCUAGUCAAGGCAGGCAAAGUUUAUGCUACAGCAACGGAGGAUAUGGAUGCACUAACCUUCGGAUCUUGCAAGCUACUCCGUUACCUCACGUACAGCGAAGCGCGAAAAAUGCCCGUCAAAGAGUUCAGCUACGACAAGGUGCUGCAGGGCCUGGAGCUAACAAGCAAGGAGUUUAUUGAUCUGUGCAUUCUCAUGGGCUGCGAUUACUGCGACAGCAUCAAGGGCGUCGGACCUAAGCGCGCUAUAGAGCUAAUCAAAAGCUAUAGAGACAUUGAGACUAUAUUGGAGAACAUUGACACCAGCAAGUAUACAGUGCCAGAGAAUUGGAACUAUAAGCGAGCCCGGGAACUGUUUGUUGAACCAGAAGUAACCGAUGCCAGCGACAUUGAUCUCAAAUGGACGGCUCCCGAUGAGGAUGGCUUGGUGCAGUUUCUAUGCGGCGAUCGUCAGUUCAAUGAGGAGCGUGUACGCAAUGGUGCCAAGAAGCUGCUCAAGUCUAAGCAGGCACAAACACAGGUCCGACUGGAUAGCUUCUUCAAAACAAUGCCAAGUACUCCUAAUGCAAACGCCAGUGCUGCUGCCAAGCGCAAGGCCGAAGAGAGUAAGAAGAGUGCUAACAAUAAGAAGGCGAAAACAAGCGGCGGCAGCGGUGCUGCACGCGGCAGAAGACCAAAAUAAUAUUUCCCAACGAAAAAAAUACAAAUUUCUUUAAUUUAACCACAAAAUCAUAUUGCUACACUUUAA